GACGCGAUUGAGCAUUACGCGAAGUGCCCGGUGGUGAAGCGGCUUGCUGCGCAGUUCUUGCACCUCGAUCCGCACCUGUUCGUGAACCUCCAUUCUUUUCUUCUGGUAAAUCCUUUGGCCAACACCACGGAGAUGCUCACGACCAUCGCCCUUCUGGUCUAUGCGACGUACAG
Messenger RNA from Prorocentrum cordatum, 173 nucleotides. NCBI's taxonomy places the organism in Eukaryota, Dinophyceae, Prorocentrales, Prorocentraceae. The record is from the annotation of a GenBank genome assembly.